AUGCAGAAUCAACAGUCAGCGCGAGGGAAAAUAAAGUCAGAAUGUAGAUUCUCAUCACCAGCUUUGAGCAAUCCAGUCAAUGAUGUGAUCAAAAUAUGUAAAGUAAAACUGGGACAAAACAGAAUUAUGCGGCAAGGAAACAACGGAAAAAAUGGAAGUCCGAUUGCACUCCAAUUUCCUUAUAGCGCUACUUGUUCUCUUUUAUUGCAAAAAAUUUUAGGACAUGUUCCCGAUAAUCUUGUUUGUACAAGUGUUGACAAAACCUUAGCAAUAGCUAAUAAAUAG
This is a messenger RNA of Echinococcus granulosus, 285 nucleotides long. RefSeq lists its product as hypothetical. The transcript has 3 exons. The record is from RefSeq and is a predicted model, not a curated record. The coding region runs from base 1 to 285 and encodes 94 amino acids. Lineage: Eukaryota; Metazoa; Platyhelminthes; Cestoda; Cyclophyllidea; Taeniidae.